UACCAGGUCCAGGAAGCUGGAAGUUUCACUAGACUUUUUUUUUUUUUGCACAACUCUGUUUUUAAAGACGAGUUUAACUUACGAAUUUGAGACAAGUUAGCACUGUUGUUUGUUUAUUAUUUAAGGGAGCUGUGUUUGUAUUUAAUUUCUCUAUAAGUCUAUAGAGUAGGAGGACGAGAAGGACAUAAAUUCGCCACACAUCCCUGACUAAAGAUGUCAACCUCGAACCCUCUGGCUAAUUACAGCACGGAACUCCACGAUGACCAAGCAGAUAAAGUGGACAAAUACCUUCACAACCUCCAGCUGUCAGAUAAGACUUUGAUGGACGUGUCACUACGAUUUCGUCGAGAGAUGGACAAAGGCCUGUGUAGAGACACCAACCCCACAGCUGCUGUCAAGAUGCUGCCCACAUUUGUGCGCUCCACUCCUGACGGAACAGAACAAGGAGAAUUCCUGGCCCUCGACCUUGGUGGUUCAAACUUCCGAGUGCUUCUGGUCAAAGUCAUGGGUAACGGCGAGCAAAAAGUGGAGAUGGAAAGUCAGAUUUACGACAUUCCUGAACACAUCAUGAGAGGCAGCGGGUCUGAGUUUUUUGACCACAUAGCUGCUUGUCUGGCUAACUAUCUGGACAAGAUGGGCAUGAAGGACAAAAAGCUUCCUCUGGGCUUCACCUUCUCGUUUCCCUGCCAGCAGACUAAGUUGGAUGAGGCUGUUUUGAUGUCUUGGACUAAAGGCUUCAGGUCAAGUGGGGUAGAAGGACAGGAUGUGGUCAGCCUUCUGAGAAAAUCCAUCAAGAAAAGAGGGGUAAUUAUCCAAAUUUAUAAACACUUGAACAUUUGGAAAGGUAUUGAAACAGUGCUAAUUAAGUGUAGCUGCAGUUACAUUCACUGGCUUGCCACUGUGUUAGGCACAGUAGUACUAGUUUGGACGUCCUUUUGCUUUCAGAACUUAAUUCUUGAUGGCAACAAUCGUCAGGAAACAUUUUGGUUUGCACUCCCUUACUCUAUUCGAUUGAGAUCUGGUGACUGUGGAGGCCAUUUGGGAACGGGGACCAACGCUUGCUACAUGGAGCAGAUGAGGAACAUUGGUGUUCUGGAUGGUGACGAGGGGCGGAUGUGUGUAAAUACUGAGUGGGGUGCUUUUGGGGACGACGGGGCCCUGGAGGACCUGCGCACUGACAUUGACCGGGAGCUGGACGCAGGCUCAUUCAACCCUGGCAAGCAGCUAGAUGAGGAAGGUAUUGCUAGUGCUGAGAAGAUACUUCGUGGCCUGGGGCUGGACCCGUCGGUUGAGGACUGCAUAGCAACUCGGAGGGUGUGUCAGAUUGUAUCCACACGGGCCGCACACCUGUGCGCUUCCUCUCUAGCGUCGGUGCUGCGACAGAUCCGGGAUAACAAAGCUGCUGAGAAGUUGCGUGUCACUAUUGGAGUGGAUGGCUCUGUUUACAAGAAUCAUCCAGAGUUUUCCAGGAGGCUCAACAAAAUGGUUCGUCGACUUGUACCCGACUGCGAUGUGCGUUUUUUGCAGUCACAGGAUGGUAGUGGGAAGGGUGCAGCUAUGGUGACUGCGGUGGCCUUCCGACUUGCCAAUCAAAACGCUGAGCGGCAGUGCGUCCUCGACACGCUGCGCUUGAGUCGCGAACAGCUGCUGGAGGUAAAGAGGCGAUUCAGCGAGGAGAUGACCCGAGGUCUGUCAAAGCAAACCCACAAGCAGGCCAGCAUCAAGAUGCUUCCCACUUAUGUCCGAUCCACUCCCGACGGAUCAGAACAUGGUGAUUUCUUGGCUUUGGACCUCGGAGGCUCCAGCUUUCGAGUGCUUCUGGUGCGAGUGAGAAGUGGAACAAAACGCAGUGUGGAUAUGCAACAGAAGAUCUACAGUAUCCCACAGGAAAUCAUGCAAGGCACAGGGGAAGAGCUGUUCAACCAUAUUGUGGACUGCAUAGCUGACUUUUUGGAAUACAUGGGCAUGAAAGGAGCAUCUUUACCUUUGGGUUUUACGUUCUCCUUCCCCUGCGAUCAAACCAAACUUGAUGAGGAAUUUGAUUUGAACUUUGUGGCAGUAGUUAAUGACACAGUGGGAACCAUGAUGACUUGCGGCUACGAGGACCCCAAAUGUGAGGUGGGACUCAUCGUCGGCACAGGGACCAAUGCCUGCUACAUGGAGGAAAUGCAUAACAUCGAACUGGUGGAGGGCGAUAAUGGCCGCAUGUGUGUCAAUGUCGAGUGGGGAGCAUUUGGUGAAAAUGGGGAACUAGAGGAGUUUUGCACAGAGUUCGAUCACCUCGUCGAUGCCUGCUCUAACUACCCUGGGAAACAGAGGUAUGAAAAGAUGAUCAGUGGGAUGUACCUGGGGGAGAUUGUGCGGAACGUGUUACUGGAUUUUACCGCUAAGGGCCUGCUGUUCAGGGGCAAAGUGUCAGAGCGACUGAAGACGCGAGGCAUCUUUGAGACAAAGUUCCUGUCGCAGAUCGAAAGCGACCGCCUCGCCAUGCGUCAGGUUCGCUCCAUCCUGCAGCACCUGGGCCUCACCGGCUCCACGUGCGACGACAGCGUGCUGGUGAAGGAGGUGUGCAGCGUGGUCGCCCGCCGUGCCGCUCAGCUCUCUGGCGCCGGUUUAGCCGCUGUUGUCGACAAGAUACGGCAGAAUCGCAACUUGAAUCAACUCUCCAUCACCGUGGGAGUGGAUGGCACGCUUUAUAAAACGCAUCCUCAUUUCUCUGCCAUUAUGCAAGAAACACUGCGGGAUUUGGCGCCACAGUGUGAGGUGACGUUCCUGAAGUCAGAGGAUGGAAGUGGAAAGGGAGCAGCACUGAUCACCGCAGUGGCCUGCAGGGUCAAAAAUGAAGGACAGCAGUAA
This is a messenger RNA of Neolamprologus brichardi, 2856 nucleotides long. The record is from RefSeq and is a predicted model, not a curated record. Lineage: Eukaryota; Metazoa; Chordata; Actinopteri; Cichliformes; Cichlidae.